Molecule: messenger RNA, 2401 nt
Organism: Microbotryum saponariae
Lineage: Eukaryota; Fungi; Basidiomycota; Microbotryomycetes; Microbotryales; Microbotryaceae
Source: the annotation of a GenBank genome assembly
AUGCCAGGACUCAGCACCUCGAGCUAUGGCGUCGGACCGCCGCCUGCUUCGCCUCUAGGCUCGGUCAUCCCGGCGCACACACCCCACGCCGUCUCGGUCUCGCUCCCAACGUGGCAGGACAACGUCGCGUACGAGGAAGGCGAGCAGCGCAUCAAGGACGCCAUGACAUCAGGCUACCCCCGGUUCUAUAUCCAUCACCAGAUCCGGCAGGUAGGCGCGAGGAAUGUCUCCUUGGUGUUGGCUCGCAGCUCAUCAACCACCUCAUCCAUGCCCAUUUUUCUCAGCUCGCGGAUCUCGCCAUCGCAAAGUUUGGCCAGGCCAACGAAUCGUGCAUCCUCUUGCCCACCGCGAGAACUGCCCAAGGCUGUGUUUCUUUCUUAACAUCGCGUGAACCACCCGUGCAAUCGCGCGUUGUCGAAUGGCCCGUAGCCGCAGCGGCAAGCUUGCCUUCCGACGCCGACGACGAUGUCGACGCUCUCGCAAAGCGGCGCACGAUUCAGCUCCAAGCAUGCUUCUUCGACGAAGCGGACUUCUCCAUUGCCAAGCAAUACUGGCAGCACACCGGCGACGGCAUCUCGAGUCGCAUCGCCGAGCGGUGCCUCAUUCUGCUAGGCGAAAUCGAAGGCGAGGGCGCAGCGCACCACCACAGUCGCAGGCAGUCGCAAACAUCACCCCUUGUCGCCUCGAAUGGAGAGGCAUCGACUUCAUCUUCUUCGUUGGGGACACAUUCCAAGUCGUCUGCAGGUCGUUAUGGAGGCAAGGCCGGCGGCGGGCGUUACGGAGUCGUCAAGCCUUCCUCGACCCCCACAGGCACGGCGACGCCGACUGCAUUGGCAGCCAAACUCCGAUACUCGACCGCGUCUCGUCCGCGCAACGGGACACAUUCGGAUGAGUCGGAGCCAGCCUCGAUGACCAACUCGCUCGACGCGCUACCUCCCCGCGAGGCACUUGCGGCCGCCGACCAGGACGAGGACGUCUUGACCCGCUACGUCGAGGAACGAUACGGUCGCAACUUGGACCUGUCCCUGGCCCCGCUGGCCAAGCUGGCCAUGAGGCGCCGCAUCGCUGGAGUGUUGAGGGAGACGCCCGGGCAAGCCAUUCCGGUGGAGCGCAUGGGCAAGACCCCGGAUGGGGAGGAGAGCACGCGUGGUGUGGCGAGUUUGACCGAGCGAGACGUGUGGCUGUACCCGGGUGGCAUGUCGGCCAUCUUUCACUCGCAUCAAUUGGCCAUGGGCGCUCGGGAGAAAGACGGCAAACCCAUUGGCAAGAGCAUAUGUUUCGGGUUAGUGGGACAUAGGGGCUUGGAAAUGGGCCACCGGCUGAGCGAAUCCUCGCACACAGCUUCCCAUACACCGAUACGCUCAAGAUCCUCGAAAAGUGGGGCCCCGGCUGUGAAUUCUUUGGACGAGGCCUGUCAGAGGACCUACCGGCUCUGCGCCAAACGCUAGAGAAAGCAAAUCCUCCGAUCCUCGCCAUCUACUGCGAGUUUCCCUCGAACCCUCUGCUCCGGACACCGCCGCUCACGGCGCUGCGGGAGCUCGCCGACGAAUUUGGCUGCAUGGUCGUCGUCGACGAAACGAUCGCUGGCUUUGUCAACAUCGAGGUGUUGCCCCUCGCUGAUAUCGUCGUCAGCAGUCUGACAAAAGUGUUCAGUGGAGAUAGCAAUGUCAUGGGAGGAAGGUGAGUCAUGGGCAUCAGAAGAAUACCACACGGCAAACCUGACGAGAGGACCCCGUACUGUGCCGCCAGUCUCGUCCUCAACCCCAAGAGUGAAAAAUAUGCCUCACUCAAGGCCGUCCAGGAAGCGACCUACGAAGAUUUCUACUUUGACGAAGACGCGAUCUACAUGGAGCGCAACUCGCGCGACUUUCAACAACGCAUCGCGCAGGAAAACUACAACGCCGAGACUUUGUGCGAAUACCUUCGAUCCCGUCGAGCACCCGGCCCGUGCCCGACGGGUGUUAUAGAUCCUCCUGAGGUAUCGCGGACGGGAGGCGUCAUCAAGGAGGUGUACUACCCAAAGUAUAUGACCCCGGAGCACUACACCGCUUCCCUACGCCCACCGAGCGAGCCUUAUGCCUCGGGGUUUGGCGCCUUGUUCUCGCUUACAUUCACUUCGCUCGAGGCUUCGGCGGCCUUUUUCGACGCCUUACCCUGCUACAAGGGCCCGAGUUUGGGCACCAACUUUACACUCGCGUGCCCUUAUACGAUAUUGGCACAUUACACUGAAACGGAAUGGGCGCUCGAGUGGGGCGUCGAGAAGGGUCUGGUCCGGGUCAGCGUCGGCCUCGAGGAUGUGGAUCUCUUGAAGCAAUGGUUCGAGCAGGCGUUGGACAAGGCCGAGCAGGCAGAAGCGAAUGCGAAGAAGCUCAGCGACAGUGUCUCAACAAUAGAUGAAUAG